Molecule: messenger RNA, 387 nt
Organism: Dibothriocephalus latus
Lineage: Eukaryota; Metazoa; Platyhelminthes; Cestoda; Diphyllobothriidea; Diphyllobothriidae
Source: the annotation of a GenBank genome assembly
AUGGAGAAUGUCGCUCUGAGCCUGUCUCUUCUUUACGAAUUGUCAUUGGGCGAAAAAUCCAUAUGGUGUGAUUACUUGUGUAAGCGGUUUACUUGUUUGCUGUUUAAAUGGUACUCUCCUCUAGACUCAUUACCAAUGUCAUACUCCACAGUGAUGUACUUAUCUGCUGAACAAAUGGAAUUGCUGUCAGGCUUUCCCACUGCUGGUAGAAUUGCAUGCCCAACUAAGCCAUUGUGGCAAUACGCUUACUUCUUUCUGCUUUUUGAAAAAAUGGACACGUUACUUGGAAACAUGAAGUUCUUCUGCUUUGCCGACUACCGCUUAAUAAACCAAUUAGGUGUCCUUCUGGUGAUGAAUUCAGACGUUUGGUGGGUGGACUACCUUUAA